Messenger RNA from Blepharisma stoltei, 246 nucleotides. The record is from the annotation of a GenBank genome assembly. NCBI's taxonomy places the organism in Eukaryota, Ciliophora, Heterotrichea, Heterotrichida, Blepharismidae.
AUGGAAGUUUAUCAAGAUUUUUUGACUUAUAAAGGAGGUAUUUAUAAGCACACGACGGGGAAUCUUGUAGGAUACACUUCUGUUAAAGUGAUUGGAUGGGGUAAUCAGAACGGAACAAACUACUGAAUAGCAGCAAACGCUUGGGGAACUAGUUGGGGUCUGCAAGGAUAUUUUUGGAUUGCUUUCGGUCAGUGCAAUUUUGACGUUGAAGCUAUAGCUGGAAAACCUGAUUAUGAACCUGAAUAA